AAAAAAAUGUGUGGUGGAGAUAUUUUCAACAAUUCAAAUUUAUAAGAAAGAAAACACUCAAUUUUGGGAAGUUCUAGUUAUAAGGAGAAAAGUUGCGCCCUGAGGAUAUGCUCGUUUCAUUUUUGUAUCGAGAUUGCCUGGCAUUGUGGAUCAUCUGCUCCCAGAGAACACGGUAAUGGUUUGUAUUUCCUACGGCUAUACAACUUUUCACUAACAAUGUAUAAUGUUUUCUUGCAAUGAGCAUGCACUCUCUUUGAGAGAACAAUUGUCAGACUGCUUCAGCAGUUACUUGCAAUAUUGGCUUCUUGUCUGUGAAUUGAAUUGAAUUCUAGUCUGUGCCCUGUCCCUUCUGUUAGAGUAUUUAUAUUGUGCUAAAGAACAAAACUUAAAUGUAUGCAUGCCAAUGAAUUUCCCCUCGAAAUAUGUAGUGGAAUGAGGCACAACAUUUCCGUUUGCUUUGUCUUGGCUGUACUAUUAUUGUACUGCAUUAUACCACAUUGUAUUGCUGUACUGUAUUGCAUUAUAGUGCAGAAUGCCUCGUAUCUUCCUCAUGCUCUUUAGGACAUUUUCUACUUGAUAGUGGACAUUUGUGAUCUUAUUUUCAGAAUGAAGAACUGUUCAACAAAUGGAAGACAGUCAUUCCAAGACUUGACAAAACGCUGUCUAAGACUGAUAAAGUGUGCAUCCUUCACUUCAAGGAGAGUGACAUUGAAAGGUACUACACCACCACUCUGAAGGAUGGCACAGUGCACAAGCUGGAAAGAACAAAGCCAACGCUAAAGGAGGAUGCUGUGCCUUGUCUCUUUCCGAAUACCUCGGAAAGUAAACGGAAAGAAGGCAAACGUAAAGCUCCUGCUGAAAGAUCUGUGCCUGUAAAGCAUGCGCGUGGACCAAGUGACGAGCCGCAGCCUGGCUGUUCUCACCACCACCAUGAGUUCCCUGUACCGACAGGUGAUGAGGACGAUCUCGUGGAUGUGACUGCACCAAUAAAUCAAGAUGACCACGACACCUUCACAAAACUGUUGGAUGAAGUGACACAGAUACAGAAACCUAACUCUCAGUGGGCAACUUCAAUUGAUGUGAAGAAAAAAUUCAUCGCUUUUGUUUACGUCGAUGACAUGUUCAAUGUGACAAAACGUAUCAUUGUGAAGGCUGACCUUGAAAUCUUAGUCUUUUUCAACGAAAGGUGUGUUCAGAUGCCAGAAACAAGUGGAAAGAAAGCAGUGUCUGGUUCAGAGGUCACAUCAAUCUUGAAAACCAUCGAUGAGGCUUGUGUGUGUCCUGGAGUCAAGGGGUCCUCCAGAAUUUCAGACAAGUGCACAGGGUACUACAUGGGAGCGGAGAGCACCUCAAGAGGGCCAAAAAUCGACAGAUGCAUCUAUUGUCGACUGGACACCACUAAACAGAAAAACACAAUGCGGCGACAAAAACAUGCAGUGAAAUCUGGACGAGGACGACCACCGAAAUCCUCUAGAAAGAAGUUGAACCAGCAGAGAAUACGCCUCCGGAAAACAGUUGUUAAAUUACAUCAGAAAGUCAACCACUUGAGGGAAAAGUGUGCCAACCUGUCAAAUGAAACUGUGGAAGCUGCAUUAACCUCUCUACCUGAUAGUCAGAAAGAAGCAGUCAGGCAAUGUUUUGCAAAUGCCAAAAGGAAGGGUCCACAAGGCCGUCGCUACACUUUGGAAUGGGUGUACGAGUGCCUUCUCAUGAGGAUAAAGAGCCCAGCACUCUACAAGCACCUGCGCUCCAAAGACCUGCUCCCACUUCCCUGUGUUGACACACUCAACAACUACAUCAACAAAGUCAAGGGCAUUUAUGGGUUUCAGGAAAGCGUCUUUGAAUGCAUUAAAAUUCGGUCAGCUGCAAUGGCACCUGAAGACAAGCACGGUAUGUUAUAUUACUUGCUCUAUUAUGGAAUGGUGGUGAUGGUGAAAGGGCUCGCCAUUGUCGGCCUCACAUAUGUGGGCAACGACCGACGCCCUGCGGAAUGUGCGUCCUGGGCCGACUUCUAA
This is a messenger RNA of Ornithodoros turicata, 2015 nucleotides long. RefSeq lists its product as uncharacterized. Bases 1119 to 2015 code for a protein of 298 amino acids. NCBI's taxonomy places the organism in Eukaryota, Metazoa, Arthropoda, Arachnida, Ixodida, Argasidae. The transcript has 3 exons. The record is from RefSeq and is a predicted model, not a curated record.